AGGGAAGCGAAAAUUUUCGCUCUCCAUUUCUUUAAAAGAGUACCGAGAGUUUAAGGAACCAACCGGAUUCCUCGAACACUUCCAAGUUCGAGUAGCAGAGUUGGGAAAAACCUUCAAAAUAAAUUUGGGAAAGACGCAUAUUUCUGCGAAUCCGCAGUGUUCUCAAUUGGUAACUCUCGAUGUACACGAUUUGACCUGCGAACGAGGUGCUUCGCGCUGAAGAAAAAUCAAUCGAAGGUCUGUUACAUAUAGAACAACGUCGUUGGCACAUGAAGCUUUAAUUCAGGAAGGUCUCGCAGCCAUUCGACUACGACACUGUCGAGUGUCGAACACAGGAAGCCUCAUCAGCAUCAUCAACCAAAUAAAAAAGCCGUCAGUUCCACCCGCGACUCGACGACGACAGGAACUUGUGGCCCGCGGUCGCCUAUCAAUCAAUUAAAAAAAUAUUCAUCAAGUGAGCUUAGUUCCUGUAUUUCUUUCCUGCAUUUUUUUUUUCUGCCCAACUUUCUACCAUCCGCCUCUGCUUCAUUUCCCUUUCGACCGAAAAUCGUCAUCAAUAUCAAACUCACCUUCAUAACCUGGAUGUUUGUGUGUGCGUGGAUGGAAAUCAAAUCUGAAGCCUGUUGUUGGAGAAUUGCGCGAAAGCCGCGCAACGUACGAUAAUUAAAAGAACGAGUUAAACACGGAACACAAUCCGUGACGCAAUAAUCACCCGAUUGCAUCCGGCAUUUUUGGCGCGGUCGUCGUCUGCACGCUCUGCGAAUUAUUCAGGAGCCACGCUGAGGACCUUCAAAAAUGAAUAAGCCUGUUUUCACAACUCUGAGCGUCGCUCUCUUCUUCAGUUCGACUCUUCUGACGAGUUUCACGGACGCAAAACCGAACCCAAACCCCUCAGAAGCCCGUAGCUACAAGAAUUUUAGGCUCAUGACGCAAUCGGCCGUAAACGGACGAUUUCCCGUCGUUAUCUACGAAAGCUCACAAACAGGACUCAAGGUCGCAUCGAUUCAAGUCGGCGGCCCAGUCGUAAACGGAUACAUCACUUUGGCCACUGAAGCACAUGAUGAUGACGGACUUCCCCACACCCUGGAACAUUUGGUAUUCAUGGGAAGCGAAAAGUACCCGUGGAAAGGGGUCUUGGACUUGCUGGCCAACAGAUGCUUGGCGUCGGGAACAAACGCAUGGACAGAUGUCGACCACACUUGCUACACUAUGACGACAGCCGGAAGCGAGGGAUUCUGUAACCUGCUGCCAAUUUAUUUGGACCACAUAUUUUACCCAACUCUGACGGACUCUGCUUACCUCACGGAAGUUCACCACGUGAACGACGAAGGCGAAGACGCCGGCAUUGUCUAUUCGGAAAUGCAGUCCAGGGAGAAUACGGGCGAAAACAUCAUCCACAGGACGUUGAGCAAAGCAUUAUAUCCCGGCAAAUCGGGUUACAAGUCGGUGACCGGUGGGAUCUUGAAAAACUUGAGGGAAUCCACGUCGAACAAAAAGGUGCGCGACUACCACAAGGAAUUUUACCGUCCUGAAAAUCUGUGGGUCAUCGUGACGGGUAAAAUGGAUCCCGUGAAGAUUCUUGAGUGCCUUGAUCCCGUGGAACAAAAGCUUAUUGCAAAAGGGAAGAACCCAAAACCGUACAUCAGGCCUUGGAUGGAACCUGUGGAACCAUUGCGUCAUUCUAUUGAUAUGGAAGUCCCUUAUCCAGCAGAUGAAGUGGAACAUGGAUUGGUUUAUUUCGGUUGGCAAGGACCGUCGUCAAUGUUCGAGCAGCACAAAUUAACUGCAUUAACUGUGAUGCUGGAUUACCUGACGGACACAGCUAUCAGCCCGAUUCAGAAAGAAUUCGUCGAAAUUGAUUCUCCGUACGCCAGCAAGGUGUCGUUCCACGUAUCAGAAAACUUGGUAUCUGCCAUCACCCUGAGUUUCAGCGACGUACCAAUGGGCAAGUUGAACGACAUUUCACCAAAACUUUGGCAAGUCUUGCGAAAUUUAACCGAGGCCACCUUUGACGUGGUGAGGAUGAAGAGCCUUUUGCAUCACAAAAUGCUUGACUUCUGGGCAACUCUGGAAUCUGACCCGCAUUCGGCUCUGGCUUAUGACAUGAUUGGGUUUAUGCUUUAUGGGAAUUCCUCACAAGAUCUGACAUUCAGACUCAACGAAGACAAAUACUACGAAGAAUUGAUGCAGAAGCCACCGAAGUUUUGGAUUGACUUGCUUCGAGAAUACAUUGAUGAAUCGAGACCCCAUGUCGUUGUUCGGGGAAAACCGUCAGCUGAGCUGGAAACCAAGAACGCAGCAAAUGAAGCCAACAGAAAAGAAAGUCGAAUUAGUGACCUCGGACCCGACGGUCUGCGCCAAAACAAAGCAAAUGUGGAUCAUGCAGUUCAACCUAGCGAUGAAGUGAUAACAUCUGUUCCGGUCCCAAGCACGGAUGGAAUCCAUUACCACACGAUCGAACCCUACUCGAACUUCGCUGUUCCCAGCUCUUCUGGAAGAAACGAAAUCCGCGCGAAUUCUCCGCACUUCGACCUCAACUCUAUCCCGGUUCGCAUGCGAAUCGACGACGUGUCCUCCAACUUUGUUUAUAUCCAUCUGAUGAUUGACACUGCUGAUUUGGACCCAAGUCUGCGACUCUACUUACCCCUGUUUCUGGAGUCGAUUUCCGAAAGUCCACUGAAGUUGCCACCUGGUAUCAGAUGGCACGGACCGAACGUUACGUCGGACGGGGAGAACAGCGUCACUGUCGACAGCGACGGAUUCCAGCACGUGCCUCACGAGUUGGUUGUCGCUCAAAUCGAAGCUGAAACCCAGUCCAUAACGUCUUACUUGGGAGUCGGCGGGGGCAGCGUUUUUUCUGCAGGAUACUUCUCCAACUACGCCGUCAUUUCCAUCCAGGUUGAGCUUUCGAAGUACGCUGACGGUGUAAGAUGGCUCCGUGACCUGGUUUACUUCACUGACCUCGACCCUGAUCGCAUCCAAGUGCUAGCCUCCAAACUGUCACAGAGCCUGACAUUCAGACUCAACGAAGACAAAUACUACGAAGAAUUGAUGCAGAAGCCACCGAAGUUUUGGAUUGACUUGCUUCGAGAAUACAUCGAUGAAUCGAGACCCCAUGUUGUUGUUCGGGGAAAACCGUCAGCUGAGCUGGAAACCAAGAACGCAGCAAAUGAAGCCAACAGAAAAGAAAGUCGAAUUAGUGACCUCGGACCCGACGGUCUGCGCCAAAACAAAGCAAACGUGGAUCAUGCAAUCCAUCUGAUGAUUGACACUGCUGAAUUGGACCCAAGUCUGCGACUCUACUUACCCCUGUUUCUGGAGUCGAUUUCCGAAAGUCCACUGAAGUUGCCACCUGGGAUCAGAUGGCACGGACCGAACGUUACGUCGGACGGGGAGAACAGCGUCACUGUCGACAGCGACGGAUUCCAGCACGUGCCUCACGAGUUGGUUGUCGCUCAAAUCGAAGCUGAAACCCAGUCCAUAACGUCUUACUUGGGAGUCGGCGGGGGCAGCGUUUUUUCUGCAGGAUACUUCUCCAACUACGCCGUCAUUUCCAUCCAGGUUGAGCUUUCGAAGUACGCUGACGGUGUAAGAUGGCUCCGUGACCUGGUUUACUUCACUGACCUCGACCCUGAUCGCAUCCAAGUGCUAGCCUCCAAACUGUCACAGAGCGUGGCACAAAAAAAGCGAAGGGGAGACAAAGUCGUCAGGGCGUUGAUCACCGACAUGGAUUACGUCAAAGGGUCGAAUCACUGGGCCGUCAGCAUGGUCAGACAGCAAAACUUGCUCACAGAAGUUUCGCAAAACAUUUCCAAGGCGAUGGAGGGUAAUAACGACAAUAAGCGGGUCGUCAUGGAACUCGAAGGAAUGCGACAACUGAAGAAACUUCAAAAGCAGCUGAUGGAGAACACAGCAGGUUUCAUUUUAUACAUGGCUGCGGAUUUGCGAAGAUUGUACGAAAACAACGGGAAGAUGCCGUCGGAGAAACCUUGGGUCGACACGAUUUUGCCCUACUUCGAGCAGAGUUCUGUCGAUACCGACAGCAUUCAUUUCCGAGAUCCACCAAAGGUCGUGACUGAUGCCAUGCUUCUCGCUCGACCUCCGAAUAAUUCAGCGUUGCCCGACCCAAAGCAUGCGACAGUCGUUGGAAUGGGUUCGGUGGACUCGGCUUAUCUUUUCCAAACCGUGCAAACCGAAGUAAAUUCCUACACUCAUCCUGACUUUUCAUCGUUGAUGCUAUUUUUGCAAUACUUGGAGCAGCUCGAGGGUCCAAUUUGGCGAGCCGUUCGAGGCCAAGGGCUGUCCUAUUCUUACUACUUCCAACUUUCGGCGGAAGAAGGUCUGAUUCUUCUUUACUUGGGCAGAUCAAGUCAGGUUGUCGAUGCCUAUGAGGUUACAGCGAAGAUUGUGAGAGAACACGUUUCAGAGGGUUUCCAACUAAGCCACGAGUUGUUCGAAUCUGCCAAAAGCUCAUUGGUUUUCGGACUGAUUGAAAAGGAGCAGAGUAUUUCCGACCUGGUGAAUCAAGCUGCCCUUUCGUCAUUCCGAGGUGUUCCUGUUAGCUAUACAAAAACCAUGAUAGACAGAAUAUGGAAAGUCACAGAAGAAGAAAUGAUGGCGAGUGGAAGGAAACACAUGCCGGCUUUAUUUAAUCCCGCCAAGUCAAGAGCAGCAAUUGUUUGCCACUCAGCGAAAGUGAACGAAAUCGUCCAGUCCUUCAAAAAUUUCGGUCGAAACAUGGUCACCUAUGACUCGGCAGAAGAUUCAUUCUUGAACGAAGCUUGAAUCACGUCUUCAUUGACUGGUCUUGAGCACAAAAUCCGAAUUCAACCAGCUCAUGAUGGACAUCUUGAAGGAUUUAGCCCGAGCUUUAUUCUGUUUCUCCAAAAGUCACAUUCGUCUGUUGAAAAAAAAAAAACAGGAAAUUUGCUGGAAAUUAUUGGCAAACGUCAGAGCUGAAUUUGAUGAAGCACAAAUUGAUUGGCGACUUCGGCAAUAGAAAAAGUUUCUGAUGUGCUGCCUGUCGCACAUCCGGAGGACGACGAGCUAUUUUUGCACAGAAAAAGUUAUUCGCGGGGGGGAAAGAAAGGCGUGCUAUUGCGAUGAAACUCGUUUCAUUCGAUGUGGCUUCGAGCUUAAAUUAUUGAAAUCCUGUCUCGCGGAAAAAAAUUUAAAUUUGCCUUUUUGUCCCGUAUACGGAAAUAUUUCUUGAAAGCCGUUUGUUUUUGUUUUUUCGAUUCGGAAAAGCGCGCGUUGAAAAAUCCUGGAUUUUCUCCAUCUCUCGAUCGUUCAGUCGAAGCCAAUUCUAAAAUUGGAAGAAAAUUAGAAACGGAUUUCGUUGUUGAUGUUCAUCAAGAAAAGAAUUGCAGAAACACUAGGUUGACAGGCUGUGUGUACCUGAAGUGCGGCACUUUCGACGACCCGGAAGAGCGACUGAUGAAAUAAAUCGGUUGUUUUUGGCUUCUUUAUCGCAACGUA
Notodromas monacha is the source of this 5478-nucleotide messenger RNA. The record is from the annotation of a GenBank genome assembly. NCBI's taxonomy places the organism in Eukaryota, Metazoa, Arthropoda, Ostracoda, Podocopida, Cyprididae.